AAAUCACUAAAGAAAAAGAGAAAAAUAGACGUAUUUUAUGUCAGUCAAAUAAAGACCAUCUUGCAAGAGAAAGUCUAAUGGAACUAGAUGUCCAACUUGAAGAUGAUGAAGGUGAAAUAGAAAUAGAUAGUCAGUUUGGAGGUGAUGAAAGUGAUGAAGAUGGAAUAGAAAUAGAUAGUCAGCUUGGAGAUGAUGAAGAUGGAAUAGGAAUAGAUAGUCAGCUUGAAGGUGACGAAGGUGGAAUAGAAAGUCAGCUUGGAGGUGCAAAG
Molecule: messenger RNA, 269 nt
Organism: Racocetra persica
Lineage: Eukaryota; Fungi; Glomeromycota; Glomeromycetes; Diversisporales; Gigasporaceae
Source: the annotation of a GenBank genome assembly